Colletotrichum acutatum is the source of this 750-nucleotide messenger RNA. RefSeq lists its product as uncharacterized. The record is from RefSeq and is a predicted model, not a curated record. Lineage: Eukaryota; Fungi; Ascomycota; Sordariomycetes; Glomerellales; Glomerellaceae. Bases 1 to 750 code for a protein of 249 amino acids. The transcript has 8 exons.
AUGGCCCGGACACCUCUGACAUGGCUCAUCACCGGCUGCUCAUCCGGGUUUGGACUAGCUCUCAUAAAACUGGCGGAAAAACAAGGGCACACUAUAAUCGCUACUUCGCACAAACCCCAAAAAACGCCGGACCUACUUCCGCUCGAUGUUAACGACUUGAACUCGGGAGACCUAAUUAUGGACCUCGAGAAAGCUAAUACUCUAAUCGAUAUACUAUCUAUUUAUAGCCCGAUAGAUACGGUAUUCUUUAGGCCCUACCGAUUAAUAAGGAGGAAUAGCGGUAUUAUCGUUAAUAUUAGCUCUGGGGCUAGGUUAGAGGGGAGAGAGUCGAUAGGCGUUUAUAUAGCUACGAAAGCUAUAAUAGAUAGAAUUAAUAAAGUCCUUGUAAAAGAAAUGGCUCCGUUUAGUAUCUGCGUUUUAAUAGUUACGCUCGGAUCGUUUAAUAUAAAUAUAGGGCUGACGGUUAGGUUAGCGAGUAAGCCUAUGCUUUCGGAUUAUGACGAUAUAAUUUUUAAGGUUAUAGCUACAUCGGUAAUAGAGGGAUUUCCUGCCGAUAGGGAUCAUGUUAAGGUAGCUAAGGUAAAAUAUAAAGUCGUUACCGGCAUAGGAGUAGGUGAGGGUAAGGAGAGUGAGAGGAUGCUUCCCUUGGGAAGGGAUAUGGCGAAGAGAGUUGAUGAUGUCGUUGGAGGGUGGCAGAGGACCAUGGAAGUAUUCGGAGACGUAUGUAAUAACGUGUACCUGGAAAAGUAA